AGGUGUGCUAGCUAAUGACACAGAGGAGGUGUGUUAUGGUGACGUAGUGUGUGAAGACGAAUGCUGCCACGACAUGGACUUUGGGAUUCCGUAUUGUUGCUCCAAGUAUACAGGUGGAAGCCGCCAAAGCCUCCAGCAGGAACGGAUCCCGAGAAACACUGACGUCAGACACAGACCAGACUGACCUAGAUUCCACAGGCGGCGAUGCCAACGACAACAACAGGGCACGCCCACCCCCUGCCUACAGUGACGUCAUGCGCACGUUCACCAGGUGUCACUCCUGUGACGUAGCAGGCUCGUCCACCCGCGUGAUGCGGGCAGACUUUGACGUUAUAGGAAUGUUGGCCAGACAACACAGUGAGGGGAGUCAAAUGGGAGGCGGGCUGCCUCCUUUGGUCGACGUGGCGGCGCUGCUGGCCAGACACAGACAGGAGGCGGAGCAGAUGCAGAACUCGUCCUCCUUACCUCCGCUCAUGUCCACGGAUGUGUUGGAGAGUAAGCUUCCGACUUACGAGGAGUGUGUAGUCACCCGAAGAUCUGAGCCGGGAGGGGCUUGUGAAUAUUCUAUACGAGAAAAUUUUGUUCGUAGUAAAGAACUAGACGAGGCGCAGUACCGGCUAGAGCAGUGUUCAGAUGGAGCUGGUGAAGAAACAGAAGAGUCGGUGCGAAACGUGGAAGAUGGUGCAGUAGAGUCAGAAGAUAUAGGAAGUCCAAAACUCGCGAGUGACGUCACCACAAGUGAUACAGCAGAAAGGGAAUUAGACGUUGUUCGAGAGAGAGAGGCCGAGGAACCAGCAGCAGUACAAAGCUGCCAACAUGAAAAUGAGGGCGAACGUAUUCGUUCUCAAUCUGAUCAAAACUCGAAUGAACAAACGAAUGAAAGCGAUGCUGUGACUGUGUCAACCCAGAAAGAAGGAGAGAAUGAUUCUGUCGAAGACAACCCUUCUCAGACUGCUCAGGGUACAGACGACAGUGAUACAAAUACAAAAUCGAUCGCUGAAGAAAAUAACAACGAUGAAAGUGACGACGUCUCAACUUCUGAUGAUGUUCCAAAAGAUACCGAAGAAAGUACGAGUGAAAAAGAUAUUAAAGACAAUGGUGUGGACAAGUCACCAGCCUUAGACUCAGCCAACCUGCAUCAUUCAAACCAUGGGGAGCCUGGGGAACUCUCUAGUCCAGAGGGUAAAGCGAUUCCGAAUUCCCUUGAAACCGAUCAGAACGAGAUUAAAUGUGACGACACGUCAAUGGCUGCCGUUUCUAUGGCGAUGGAGACGUCAGAAAACCAAGCAAAGGACGACUCAGAUGAAUCUGAGAACAAAAUCUAACAAUAAGUCCUCUUGUAUCGAUGAGCUGAGGGUUCUGUAAGGUGAAACGUUGAGUUAAAAGAGACAGGAGGUCUUGAUCCAGGUAUUGUUAAGAGAACUGUGGACAAGUGUGAUAUAGGACAUUUUGUGAAGGGUGAUGAAGAAAUUGUUCUAGAGACCUUUGGUGACCUCAUGCAAAAACUGUCGGGGUGUGGUGACAGUAUUCGGUUAUUGUUCGCACAUUUCUAGACCUUGAAUCUUACUUCAGGGCUGUUAUUGUUGUUGAUGUUGUUGUUGUUGUUGUUGUUGUUGUUGUAUGUUUGUUUGUUUACCUGUUAGUUUUUUAAAUGUUCAAAGACGCUCUCGAUGCAAGAGAGGUUUACUUGCAAACUACAACACAAACAGGCGAUGACGUGGUGGUUGGUUUUCAAAAGUUGGAACGAGACUGAAGAACGGGACAAGAAAUGAGCAAAAUAUUUUGCAUAUCUACGUUCAUGUGCGUCUUUUGCAUACGCUUUACCAAACAUUUGGAUUAAAUGCAUUAUAUGAGACACAUACUGGCAUAUUUUUAUGUAAUUGAUUUUUUUUUCCUUUUCUGACUUCGUUUAUCGGCGCGUUCAGAUGUGGUGACAAAGUUUCAUCGAGUAGUUACCUCCAUACUGAAUGCAUGUGCUCGUACCAUCAGCUGUAUUGGAGAAAUAUUCAGCCCCGUCAACUUUGUAUAAGAAAUAUUCAUGUUAUGCAUUAUGGCAGAAUACCAAAAACUGGCUUCUUUUGGUGUCACAGUUGAGCACUUUGCCGUAGCAUACAGAAGAACGAGUUCGGUUUUUGUGUUGAGAGAAUUUCUAUCGAGUGUCUCGGUCUUUCUGCUGGGACGUUGUAUCCGUCUCAUCCCUGAUUGGCCUCGACCAGCAGGGUCGAAC
Aplysia californica (California sea hare) is the source of this 2227-nucleotide messenger RNA. Its product is annotated as otolith matrix protein OMM-64. NCBI's taxonomy places the organism in Eukaryota, Metazoa, Mollusca, Gastropoda, Aplysiida, Aplysiidae. The record is from RefSeq and is a predicted model, not a curated record.